This is a messenger RNA of Staurois parvus, 239 nucleotides long. NCBI's taxonomy places the organism in Eukaryota, Metazoa, Chordata, Amphibia, Anura, Ranidae. The record is from the annotation of a GenBank genome assembly.
AAGGCACUGAUGGACACUGACAGGUGGCACUGCUGGGGCUACACUGAUCAUCAGGGCACACUGAUCAUUAGUGCCCUGAUGAUCAGUAGCGGGGAUCGGCACCGAUCAUCAGGGCACUGAUGAUCAGUGCCCUGAUGAUCGGUGCCCAGCAGUGACACCCGCAAGUUCCGCCCAGCAGUGUGCCCACUAGCUCCGCCCACCCGUGCCCAGCAGUGCACCCACCUGUGCCCAGCAGUGCA